AUUCAAGUCCUGUUUGAAGAACCAUGAGAUCUCUCCUCAAGAUGUUUCCACAAUCGGGGAAAUCGCUCGUCUUGCACAACUUUCCGGAUCCCACCGACGCCUGGGACAUCAUCGAGACCAUCGGGAAGGGGACCUACGGGAAGGUCUACAAGGUGCUCAACAAGCUGGACGGGAGCAAAGCGGCCGUGAAGAUCCUGGAUCCCGUCCACGAUAUCGACGAGGAGAUCGAAGCCGAGUACAACAUCCUCAAGGCCCUCUCGGACCACACCAACGUCGUGAAGUUCUUCGGGAUGUACUACAAGAAGGACGUGAAAUGCGGUGACCAGCUGUGGCUGGUGCUGGAGCUCUGCAACGGCGGCUCCGUGACCGAUCUGGCCAAAGGCCUGCUGAAGAGGGGGGACCGGAUGGAUGAAGCCAUCAUCGCCUACAUCUUGCACGAGGCCCUCAUGGGCCUCCAGCACCUGCACGUCAACAAGACCAUCCACCGCGACGUCAAAGGCAACAACAUCCUGUUGACGACGCACGGAGGCGUCAAACUCGUGGAUUUCGGCGUUUCGGCCCAGCUGACAAACACCCGCCUGAGGAGGAACACCUCGGUGGGAACUCCCUUCUGGAUGGCUCCGGAGGUCAUCGCCUGUGAGCAGCAGCUGGACUCCACCUACGACGCCCGCUGUGAUGUGUGGUCCCUCGGCAUCACCGGCAUAGAGCUGGGAGAUGGAGACCCCCCCCUCUCCGAGCUCCACCCGAUGAGAGCGCUUUUUAAAAUACCCAGAAACCCUCCUCCUACUCUCCACCAGCCUGAGCUCUGGUCCGCCGACUUCAACGACUUCAUCUCCCAAUGUCUGAUCAAGGACUUUGAGCAUCGGCCCAAUGUUCUCGACCUGCUGCGUCAUGUGUUCAUCAAGCAGACGGUCGGCCGAGAGAAAAUACUGCAGAAACAAUUGAUGGAACUUAUUGAUCUGAACCAACAAAUCGGAGUCAUUGAUAAAACAAGCCAUCAUGGAAAGACAGACCGCGGCACAGACAGUAAUGACAGGCAUGAACGCAUCCACACGAAAAGAGGAGGCCACAUGAAGACACAGAGCGACCCCGAUGAGGUGGACGACCUCGCCACCCUCGAAGUUCUCGAUGAGAACACGGUCACCGAGCAGCUCCAGAGUCGCUACGGGCGAGAUCAGAUCUACACGUGCGUGGGAGACAUCCUCAUCGCCGUCAAUCCUUUCCACAAGAUGGAGAUAUACACUCCGGAGCACACCAAGAUGUACAUAGGAGCCAAGCGUACGGCGAACCCGCCGCACAUCUUCGCCGUGGCCGACGUCGCCUACCAGUCCAUGGUGUCCUAUAACACGGACCAGUGCGUUGUGAUCAGCGGGGAAAGCGGCGCUGGGAAAACGGAGAGCGCUCACCUGUUGGUGCAGCAGCUCACCGUUCUGGGAAAGGCCAACAACCAGUCGCUGCAGGAGAAGAUCCUGCUGGUCAACAGUCUGGUGGAGGCGUUCGGCAACGCCUGCACCGCCAUCAACGACAACUCCAGCCGCUUCGGCAAGUACCUGGAGAUGAAUUUCACCUGCGGAGGAACCGUGGUCGGAGCGCAGAUCUCAGAGUACCUGCUGGAGAAAUCCAGGGUCAUCCACCAGGCAGUAGGCGAGAGGAACUUCCACGUCUUCUACUACAUCUACGCCGGCCUGGCCGACAGGAAGAAACUCGCCCACUACAAGCUCUCCGACAGCAAGACGCCAAAGUAUCUGAACGAGCAGAUUAAAUUAGGGCCUGACAUCGUGAGCAACACCUUCUACAAGGAGCAGUUCGAUGCGGUGGAGCAGUGUUUCAAAGUCAUCGGAUUCACCCUGGAGGAGCUGGGCAGUGUUUACAGCACUCUGGCUGCCAUCCUCAACUCGGGCGAUAUCGAGUUUUCUGCGGUUGCCUCGGAGCACCAGACCGACAAGAGCGACAUCUCCAACACCUCUUUCCUGGACAACGUGGCGUCGCUGCUGUGCAUCCGCUCGGACGAGCUCCAGGAGGCCCUGACCUCGCACUGCGUGGUGGCCCGCGGGGAGACCAUCGUCAGGCCCAACACGGUGGAGAAGGCGGUGGAGGUGAGGGACGCCAUGGGCAAGGCGCUCUACGGCCGCCUCUUCAGCUGGAUCGUCAACCGCAUCAACGCGCUGCUGCGGCCCGACAGCCCCCUCGGAGAGGAGGAGAACGGCUUGAACAUCGGCAUCCUGGACAUCUUCGGGUUCGAGAACUUCAAGAAGAACUCCUUCGAGCAGCUCUGCAUCAACAUCGCCAAUGAGCAGAUCCAGUUUUACUUCAACCAGCACAUAUUCGCCUGGGAACAGGACGAGUACCUGAGCGAGGAGGUGGACGCUCGGCUGAUCGAGUACGAGGACAACCGGCCCCUCCUGGACCUGUUCCUGCAGAAGCCCAUGGGGAUGCUCUCCCUGCUGGAUGAGGAGAGCCGCUUCCCACAGGCCACCGACCAGACGCUCGUAGAGAAAUUCGAAAAUAACCUGAAGUCCAAAAGCUUCUGGAUACCCAAGAGGGUCGACCUGUGCUUUGGUAUCCACCACUACGCCGGGAAGGUGAUCUACAGCGCCGCGGGCUUCUUGGCCAAGAACAGGGACGCGCUGCCGGCCGACAUCGUGCUGCUGCUGAGGUCGUCGGAAAACGAGCUCACGCGCAAGCUGGUUACGAAUCCGCUCACCAAGACGGGUAACCUCGCCCACACCAAGGGCAAAGGCAUGAACACCAUGCGCAGCCAGCGGACCCCGACGCGCUCCAUCACCUUAGCCAAGAUGGGAGUGCUAACCUUGUACAAUUCUUUCUCCUUUAGCGAGUCUUCUCGAGAUAUAAAGAUCGUCCCCGAAGAGAAACGCGUGCGUCCUCUCGAUGACGCGGUACAAACGCCGGGUGAAGCUGGAGACGCCCCGUACCACCCGAGAGAAACCACCAACAUGAGAACCCAGACGGUGGCCUCCUACUUCAGGUACUCUCUGAUGGACCUGCUGUCCAAGAUGGUGGCGGGCCAGCCUCACUUCGUCCGCUGCAUCAAACCAAACAAUGACCGCCAAGCCAACAAGUUCGACCGGGAGAAGGUCCUGGUCCAGCUGCGGUACACCGGCGUGCUGGAGACCGCCAAGAUCAGACGGCAGGGCUACUCCCACCGCAUCCAGUUCGCCAGCUUCAUCAAGAGGUAUUACAUGGUGGCGUUCCACGCUCAAGAGGAGCCGCCCGUGUCUCAAGAAACGUGCGCCACCAUUCUAGAGAAGGCCAAGCUGGAGCACUGGGCCAUGGGCAAGACCAAGUCUUGUGUGUCUCAGGUGUUCCUGAAGUACUACCACGUGGAGCAGCUGAACCUGAUGGUGCAGCAGAUCACCAAGAGGGUCGUUCUGCUGCAGGCGUACGUCCGAGGCUGGAUGGGAGCCAAGCGAUACCGGCGGAUACUGAAGGAUCGAGAGCAGAGCGCUCUGGUGCUGCAGUCAGCUUACAGGGGUCAUAAGGUUCGGAAGAGGGCGGCUGACGACAAAAGCAAAGCGAAGCAGGAGGCCUUCACCGUCCAGUUUCAGGCCGCUUGCAGGGGCUACCUUGUGAGAAAGAAAUACAAGGAGUUGGUAGAUGAGAAGAACAAAGCUGCAACCAAGAUUCAGGCUCGCUACAGAGGCCACAAGGAAAGGAAAAGCUUCAAGAGAAAACGGGAAGAGAAAGAGAAAGAGAAUGCAGAGAAGGCCGUGAAAGAAGGAGAGGGAGAGACUCCUGAAUCGGAGAAGCUCCCAGAAGAUGGAAAUCUCCCUCCUGCAGUCGAGGGAGCGGCUAACGAGGAAGUUGAAACAAAGGCGGCCGUGGUUCUGCAGAGCAACUUCAGGGGCUACAAAGAGAGGAAAAAGUUUAAGGAGAGAAAGAAGACGUUGGCCGGGGACGAGCUGGAGUUGCCGCCGGAUGCGGCCGCGGAAGGAGAAAGUGGGGGAGAGCCUACCGGAAAGGAGGAGGAGAAGACGGACGCUAAACCAGAGGGGAACGACAAAGAUGAAAGUACGUGUGAAGCCGAGGAGAACAAAGACAGCGAUCACACGCAGGUGCCGGAAGACGAGGAGAAACCCGAAGUGUCGGAGGAAGAGGUGGUCGAUGCGGCGGACGCUGGGAAAGCAGAGGAGGACGGGAAGAAGGACGAGAAGGAGGAGGAGAAAGAAGCAGAAAGCGCUGCGGCGGGAGAGGUUGUGAACGUGGAAGAAGAAACCAAGGCGGCCACCGUCAUCCAGAGUAACUUCAGAGGUCACAAAGAGAGGAAGAGGUUGCAGGAAGAAGGAAAGCUCCCGGCUAAGAAACAGAAAGCGGAAAGUCCCCCUGGGGAAAAAGAAGAAGAAGAAGUGCCCACAGAGAGUAGCGCCGCGGGCGAGGAAGAGCUUCCCAAAGUUGAAACGCCACCAGAGGAAGUCGGCACCAAAGAGGAAGAGGAAUCGACGAAAGCUGGAGAUGCGGCGGGCGAUGCGGCGGGCGAUCCCUCGAGUGACGUCGGGUCCGGAGUCCAAGAGGAGGAGGCCAGAGCGGCCGUGGUGAUUCAGAGCAACUUCCGAGGCCACAAGGAGCGCAAGCGACUCGAGGAGGAAGGGAAGAUCCCGAAGAAGACGAAGAAGAAGGAGGGGGAGGAGGAGAAAGAAGUAAUGCCAGAACCUCCGAAAGAAGAUGGAGAAAAACCGGCAGAGCCGACGGAGGGAUCGGCGGAGGAAUCCACGGCGGACGCUUCCGUGGAGAUCUCGGGGGGUCCGGAGGAGGAAAGGGCCGCCACUGUCAUUCAGAGUAACUUCAGAGGCCACCGGGACCGGAAGAAACUGAGAGCCGAGAAAGAAACGCAAAAGGACGCGGAGGGUGAAGCUGCCGAGGGAGAAGCUGCCGAGGGAGCCGCGGAAGAGGAAACCAAAGAGGAGACCAAAGAGGAGACCAAAGAGGAGGCCGAAGAAAAGGCCGGGGAGGAGGCCGUGGAUGUUGAGGACGUGACGAUAGAGCAUAAAGAGGAGACGGACGCGGAAAAAGAGAGACUGGAGGAGGAGGAGGCCGCGGUGAAGAUCCAGAGCAACUUCAGAGGCUACAAGGAGAGAAAGAACCUCAAGGCCAACAAGCAAACAGUGCGGACAGAAGCUGCGCGACUGGAGAGCUUCUCCAAGCAGGUAUCCAAAACGUCUCAGGACUUCGUGGCCCUGCAGCGGAAGUUGAACGAGAUCAUCCAGGCCCAUCAAUCAAACCCCGAGAACAACGGUAUGUUCGUGAGAGGAAAAGCCAACGCUCCCCGGAAUCACCACUCAAUCGCUGCAGCCGACAAGAGACAGUCGAGGACCCCCCGCCGGACCCAGCAGCCAAAGACCCUGAACACACCAGAGGACUCCACCUAUUACAACCUGAUUCAUCGGUCCGUCCAGGAUGAUAAACGCAACUCCAGGAAAGAGGGGCCAGGACAGCUGCCGGACGUGGACGACCAAGACUACCAGCCGCUGCCCUACAGCAGUUCGGACCCCUGCAUCUCCACCGAGGAGCCGGCGGCGCCCGGCGGCGUGCCCGAGAGGAGGCCGUCCAUCGCGAGGAGAGGCUCCGUGGACGGCGGUCAGGCGGCGGAGCAGACGCCACCGGCUGCCGCCGCCGGUAAACCGCCCAGAGAGAGGGCCGUCACUGAACCCGGGCCUCGCACCCUUGAGAGACCCCCUCUUCCCAGAAUGGCGUCCACAGAGAGUCGCUCCGAGGACAACCCGUUUGACUUCAGACAUCUGCUGAGGAAGACCUCCCAGAGACACAGGCUCAUCAAACAGUACUGACAGAACUGGACUUGUCCACCACUUGGCACAUAAUCUACAUCACAAUCUGAAUGUGGCGAUGUUGUAUCAUUUAUCAUGCUAUAUCUUAUUCAUCUAAGCAUCUUAAAACGAUUGAUAAGUUACGUAUAUGAAAAGCAUUGAUUAUAAGACAUUGCUACUUUAGCUCGUUUUUCUGCAUCAGUUUCCUUUGGUCAAAUAUUUACGGUAUACAACUAUAAUAUAUAUAUAUAUAUGUAUACAUCGUGUAAAUACAAAAUCCAUGCUCCUAUAUUUAAAUACUUUGCAUUUCAACCCAUUUAGACUGUUUCAUCUUUCUGUCAAAUUGUAAGAAAUGUACAUUCUCUCCUGUGCUGUCCUCUCUGUGUGUUGUUCAUUUCAAUGUAAAAGACAUUAAAUUAUUUGUGACGUUGAA
This is a messenger RNA of Pseudoliparis swirei, 6213 nucleotides long. It is a transcript of the gene myo3a, whose product is annotated as myosin IIIA. The transcript has 38 exons. Gene Ontology annotation, molecular function: protein binding; ATP binding; protein kinase activity. Gene Ontology annotation, biological process: protein phosphorylation. Bases 24 to 5801 code for a protein of 1925 amino acids. The record is from RefSeq and is a predicted model, not a curated record. Gene Ontology annotation, cellular component: myosin complex. Lineage: Eukaryota; Metazoa; Chordata; Actinopteri; Perciformes; Liparidae.